Recurvomyces mirabilis is the source of this 555-nucleotide messenger RNA. RefSeq lists its product as uncharacterized. The transcript is spliced from 2 exons. NCBI's taxonomy places the organism in Eukaryota, Fungi, Ascomycota, Dothideomycetes, Mycosphaerellales, Teratosphaeriaceae. Gene Ontology annotation, molecular function: copper ion binding; oxidoreductase activity. The coding region runs from base 1 to 555 and encodes 184 amino acids. The record is from RefSeq and is a predicted model, not a curated record.
AUGCCAGGUAUUAGUGAUAUGGCCACUGCGGCGCUCAGUGCCCGACAAUGGGGCGGUUGGGUAAAGCCGACCACAGCGCUCUCGCCUCUUGGGACGCAAGAGCAACCAAGCUUCCCGCAUUGGCUUUCCAAUAAUCCUCUACCUCAAGGUCGACCAUGGGGUGGCUGUGAUGCUUGGAACACGAACUAUUACGAGACCACACCCAACACGGGCGUGACUCGAUACUACGACUGGACGGUUGAGAAGCAGAGCUGCGCGCCUGACGGUGUUAACAUCACUUGUCUUCUGGCCAAUGGGCAGUACCCUGGACCUACUAUCGAAGCCAACUGGGGCGACUGGAUCGAAGUCAAAGUUACGAACAACGUCGAGGACGAAGGCACGGCUAUCCAUUGGCACGGACUCUUGCAAAAGGGAACGCAGUACAUGGAUGGUGUGCCAGGUUUCAGCCAAUGUCCGAUCGCACCUUACUCUUCCUUUACGUACCGUUUCCAGGCUGAUCUAUAUGGCACCUCGCACGUAUUCCUCGGUGACCCACAUGAGCACACAGCGAACUAA